AUGCUUCGAAACGUUUCCCGACUCGCUCUGCGAUCCAACUUUGCCCGACAGGCCACCAUGGGCCAGCGAUUCUACUCGGUCGCUCGACCCGAUGCCGAGAAGCGAAUUGCUGCUGUUCUCGAGUCUUUUGACAAGAUCUCCAACCCCGCUGCCAUCACCCCCACCGCUUCCUUCGCCAAGGACCUCAACCUCGACAGCUUAGACACCGUCGAGGUUGUUGUUGCCAUCGAGGAGGAGUUCGGCAUCGAGAUCCCCGACAAGGAGGCUGACGAGAUCAAGUCUGUCAACCAGGCCGUCGAGUACAUUCUCGCCCAGCCCGAUGCUAAAUAA
Yarrowia lipolytica CLIB122 is the source of this 330-nucleotide messenger RNA. RefSeq lists its product as uncharacterized. Gene Ontology annotation, biological process: fatty acid biosynthetic process. Gene Ontology annotation, molecular function: acyl binding; acyl carrier activity. Gene Ontology annotation, cellular component: mitochondrion. Lineage: Eukaryota; Fungi; Ascomycota; Dipodascomycetes; Dipodascales. The record is from RefSeq and is a predicted model, not a curated record.